CGGCAUGGAAAGUAUUUUUAACCCCUUUGGCAUGAAGAAAAUUUUGCGGACGAAGAAGAGGGGCACUGCAGGUGGAACGAGCGCCGGGUGACGCCUUCCGGAGCCAGCGGCCGCCGGGCCGGAAUCAAUCGUGUGCUACCACGAAAAGGACCGCAACUUUGCCGACGCCCAAAGGGCCGACAACCCACGGAGUCCACGGUGGUCGCCCGAGUGCAGAAACACGAGGGAGGGGCUGACGCCGGAAGACAUUCAGGAUGUGGCGGCGGACAUGGCGUCGAUCGAUUAUAGCGUUCCCGACAGGGUCGAGUUCGUCAGCAAUACGCUGUGCUUCAUCGAAUUCCAAUCAGCCAACGCAGCGAGGAAGUGCUUUGCAAAGGUAUUGCCUGGCAGAGAGAUGAACUCGUCAUGCAGCUUUUGCAAAUCGUAACCGGUCGUAGUCUUACAAGUUUGAUUUCUUUUGGUGUUGGUGCGCAUGACAAAAUUGUUGUUGUUUGUAAAAUGAGGUGGCAUGAAAAAAAAAGACUCAUUCUGUACUUGUAUCAGGGCCAAUCCAAGAAGUUGGAAGAGAACGGGCAGACGUUGGAUUUCCGAGCGGGGUUUUUUCUUCGACUCCAGCGCGAUUUAUUUUCAGUGCGAGAACAAGGAAUCGCAGUCCCUCAUCACGGUGGACUCCAAGGGAAAGAUCAAGG
Molecule: messenger RNA, 689 nt
Organism: Amoebophrya sp. A120
Lineage: Eukaryota; Dinophyceae; Syndiniales; Amoebophryaceae
Source: the annotation of a GenBank genome assembly